ACAGGAGCAAACAAAUAUGAAAGAAAAUGUGGGUUGUUGCUGUGGAGUACUGCAAACAUGUUGCCAUCGCCCUGACCCUAAAAAAGACAUUAUCAAGGGAAUUUUUGAGAUUAAUCACAGCCCUUGGUUCUCUCUCUUUGCCGUUGGACGAUCAGUUGCUAUUCGGAUUUACAGCAGCGAUAAAGUGGAUCAAAGCACUAGGAAAGGGUCAGAAAGUGACAACGCAUACCUACUCCAAGGGAAAAUGAAGCUGCCAACGAGAAUAAUCAAAUUUGAAUUGAAGUUCGAGGUGGAUCGAGGGUUCGGGACUCCAGGCGCUUUUGUUAUAGAAAACAGAGACAAGCAUGAGUUCUUCCUCAAAUCCGCCACUCUUAAGUACAGUAUUCCUGAUUAUGGCAAGCGGGAGUUCCGUUUUUACUGUGGUUCCUGGGUGUACCCCCUCCACAAGACCGGAGUUAAACGGGUUUUCUUCACAAACCAAUUAUAUCUUCCAAGCGAAACACCUUCCGGUUUAAAAGAAUUGAGACAGAAAGAACUUCAGAAAUUGAGAGGAGGGUCGAAAGGUGAGAGGAAACCAUGGGAUCGAGUGUAUGAAUAUGAUUACUAUAAUGAUCUUGGGGAUCCUGACAACGGCCGAGAGUACGCUCGGCCGAUUUUGGGAGGUUCUACUGACUAUCCAUAUCCACGAAGGUUAAAAACAGGCCGCCCCCCUUGCAAGAAUGACCAUUCAGCCGAGUCUCGGCCAGCCAGCUGCUUUCAAACUUAUGUUCCACCUGAUGAGCGAUUGAGCCAAGAGAAACAAGAAGAACUCACAAAUAAUGUCGUUGAUGCUCUUCAGCGAUUUCUUAGCCCAAAGACAGAUCACUCAAACCGGUGGUAUCAAGAAUGUCCCGAUCUCAUUAAGAAAAUUGUACAUUUCUUUGUUCCCAGGGGUGCAUUUUCAACUGGAGAUUUUAGGAUUCUUCAGUCUAUCGUAGAUUUCUUUAGAAGAAACCCAAAAUCACCAUCCCAUCAAGAUACCGGCAGUUCAGAUCCAAUUGAUGCCAUAUUAGACAUUUUCUCAGAGAAAGAAGUAAAAGAAAUAGAUGGUUGGGUCAAGCAGAAGCUGGAAAAGUUGGUACCAAAGGAAAUUUUUAACAAAGUUGUUGCUACUUCAACCAAAAGAAACAUUUUGAACUCACAAUUACCUUCAAUUAUAGCAGAGGAAAAAUUUGCAUGGGGUGAGGAUAAUGAAUUUGGACGCCAAAUGCUUGCAGGAACCAAUCCAGUUCGAAUCCGGUGCCUCCACUCUUCCCCCCAAAAUAAGGAAUUCUCACCUUUGAGCGGGCCAAAUCAGCUGCCUGAUGAGGUCCUGAAUGCUUCUGGUGUUGAAAAGGCAAUGCGUGAAGGUAAGGCAUACAUCUUGGAGCACUAUGACUACCUCCUGCCAUUUCUAAACAUGAUAAAUGGAAAGAGUGUUUGCGCUUAUGCAACUCGAACAGUACUAGCAGCGGGCUCAACGAUGGACACAUUACAGCCAAUAGCAAUAGAACUUCGCUUGCCUGACCCCAAGAGCAACAUAGUUUUUUUUCCCGAUCAUUACCUAUGGGAGCUUGCAAAAUUUCACGUUGCAGCAAACGAUGCAGCUUACCACCAGUUGCAUACUCAUGCUGUAAUUGAGCCAUUCAUUAUUGCCACUAGAAGACAGUUGAGCGUGAUGCAUCCAAUUCAUCGGCUAUUAGAUCCUCAUUUCAAAGACACCUUGCAUAUAAAUGAAAUGGCUCGAGGCUUCUUCCUCAAUGCGGAAGGAAUUCUAGAGACGACCCUUUUUACAGGUGAAUUUUCCAUGCAAUUGUCUUCCCACUUGUAUAAACAAUGGAGGUUUGAAGACCAAGCCCUUCCAAAAGAUCUUGAGAAAAGAGGUAUGGCCAAAAAAACAGGAGAGAGUGUCAGAGAUAAAAAUGUCUCGGAAAUAAAGGAGAAGCCAGCAGAAAAGAAACCGGAGAAAAUAGACAAAGAUGGCGAUCUGGUAGAGAGAGACGAAAGUCUGGAAGAAAUAGACGAGAAUGUGGUAGAAUUAGACGAGAAUCCACCAACAGAUAAGGCUCCGGAUGAAAAGGUGACUUUUCCCGCUGGGGUGAAGCUCGUUUUAGAAGACUAUCCCUAUGCUAAAGAUGGAACUGAGAUAUGGGAUGCCAUUGAGACAUGGGUCAGAAAAUAUUGCAAAAUUUUCUAUAAAGACGAUGAUGCUUUCAAGAAAGACGAGGAAAUCAAAGAAUGGUGGUCCGAAAUUAGAGAUGUAGGCCAUGGUGAUCAAACAGAAGGGUGGUAUGAUCUUACAGCAAGUGAAGACCUCGUAAAGGCUCUAACAACUAUCAUAUGGAUUACUUCAGGUUUGCAUGCUGCAGUGAACUUCGGGCAAUAUGCAUAUGCCGGUUGGCCUCCGAACCGUCCCAUGCUAUUAAGGAAGUUCAUUCCAGAGCAAAAUACAAAAGAAUGGAUAGAGCUGUUGGAUGAUCCUCAAAAGUUCAUUGCCGAGAUGUUGCCUGAAAAGUUUCAAAUGUCAUUUGUUAUAGCAGUGAUGGACCUUCUCUCACGCCACACAUCUGAUGAGGUAUACUUGGGUCAAAGGCCACCAAAAAAUGAGUGGGAAGAUGAUGAAGAUGUUAACAAGGAAUUUAAAGAGUUCCGAGAAAAACUUCAACAAAUAGAGACAAAUAUAAUGGAAAGGAAUAAACGAUAUACCCUAAUGAACAGGUGGGGAUAUGCCAAGAUUCCCUACAAGCUUUUGUAUCCUGAUACAUCCAAGACAAGGGCUCCCUCCAAGGAGAAGAGCGGACCGGAGAAGAUGGAUAUUACUGGAAGGGGAAUCCCUAACAGCAUAUCCAUAUAGCAGUGUAUGCAAUUAUUCAUUGCAUUGCAAACUCCUCUAUGACAAAAUCUGGGUUUAAUCAGUUUCAUUUACCUUCAUCAUUAAUAUUCUCUGUUCAGUUCCAUUUAACUUUUUUAUUUUUGCUUUUCAAAGAAAUAUGUAUAAUUCUUCAUAAUAUGUAUUCAUUUCGAGCUAGAGUUUAAGAUGUCAUCUCGAAAGUCUAGAGCUUUGUCCUGAAAUAAACGGGAGGAAUUUGUUCUCUCCAUGAAUUAAAAAUUGCUGUGCUCAUGUGCAUAAGACACUGUAUUCAAUUAUAAUCUAAAAUUAAAUUACUGAAGGGAAACAAAGAAAAGUAAAAGCUCAUGAAUUUGUUUCAUUGCCAGGAAUCUGCUAUAG
This is a messenger RNA of Durio zibethinus, 3247 nucleotides long. Lineage: Eukaryota; Viridiplantae; Streptophyta; Magnoliopsida; Malvales; Malvaceae. The record is from RefSeq and is a predicted model, not a curated record.